AUGGAGACCAUAAAAGCUAUGUUUGUCAAACCAGACCCGCAAACGCAGAUCCGAAAAUGCAACGCGUUGAUCCGAUCCAACAUCCGUAAGCUCGACCGUGACAUCUCCCAGGUCAAGCAGGGCGAGGCCCGGGCGCGCAACCUGAUCGUGCAGGCGGACCGGCGGGCGCAGAGGGACCCGAGCCGGCAGAAGCAGGCGCUCAAGGAGGUGCGGGGCUUGGCGCGCGAGCUGAUCCGGGCGCGCCGCACGUCGGCCCGGCUCGUCACCUCCAAGGCGCAGCUCAACAGCGUGCAGAUGCAGGUCAACGAGGCCUUUGCCCUGCGCAAGAUCGAGGGCAGCAUCCGCGCCAGCGUCGGCGUCAUGAAGGACGUCAACUCCCUGGUCCGCCUGCCCCAGCUGGCCCACACCAUGCAGGAGCUGAGCGUCGAGCUCAUGAAGGCCGGUAUCAUCGAGGAGAUGGUCGGCGACGUCCUGCCCGAGACGGACGUACUGGGCGAGGACGAGGAGGAGGCCGAGGGUGAGGUCGACAAGGUCCUGGGCGAGAUCCUCAAGGACCGCAUGGAGAAGACGGGCGCCCUACCUAGCGUGCCCCCACCGCAGCAAGAGGUGCCCGCACAGCCACAGGAGGAGGAGGAGGAUACCGAGGCCAUGAUGGACCAGAUGCGGAAUCGUUUGGAGGCUCUGAGGAGCUAG
Messenger RNA from Phialemonium atrogriseum, 693 nucleotides. Its product is annotated as putative charged multivesicular body protein 3. Gene Ontology annotation, cellular component: ESCRT III complex; multivesicular body. The record is from RefSeq and is a predicted model, not a curated record. Gene Ontology annotation, biological process: endosome transport via multivesicular body sorting pathway; late endosome to vacuole transport; protein transport. Lineage: Eukaryota; Fungi; Ascomycota; Sordariomycetes; Cephalothecales; Cephalothecaceae. Bases 1 to 693 code for a protein of 230 amino acids. The transcript has 2 exons.